AUUAUUUGCUGAACGUGGAGAGAUUUUGGGCGGAGUAAACCAUCUCGUGUUGCCUCUUCCUCUCCGAUUUGGCUCAAAUAAGAAGAGGCGUGAACGUCGGGUGGCUUUGCUGUUGAACAGGUCAUGUCGGUAAAGAUGGAAAUGGAUGUCAGUGGCGUGUCCAGGACACCCAUCUCUGUUCUACCUGCUGCUGCAGAGGUCAAAGCCAUGCUGAAACCCGAUACAGGGGACCGGCCCCGCUGUGCCAGCACCCCCUGCUCCCCCAUCAAAAGUACUGUUUCAGGCUUCCAGAUCCUCCACAUGGACUCCAACUACCUAGUCGGCUUCACCACCGGCGAGGAGCUGCUAAAACUAGCCCACAAGUGGUCUCCCAACCCAGAGAAGACCCUUAUCACCACACCGACCACCACAACGUCAACAGCAUCAGAGGCCUUGCCCAGUUCUGUCCCCAAACCCAUGGACCUGGGCAUCCACCGGGCAUCGCGGAUCUACAAAGCCAAAAACCGCUACUACCAGCCAUACGACAUCCCCGUGGUCAACGGGCGCCGGCGGAGGCGCAUGCCCAGCUCAGGUGACCCCUACCUCAGGCCCCUGUCCCAGGGGGAGGGUGGCCCAGGGAGGGCCCUGCACCACGGCCCCCUGCCCCUCUGCCUUCUCAAGGGGAAGAGGGCCCAGUCCAAGUCCCUGGACUACCUCAACCUGGACAAAAUGAGUGUCAAAGAGCCUCCGGCCGACACAGAGGUGCUGCAGUUCCAGCUCCAGCACCUGACGCUGCGGAGCGAGCGCAUGUUCACCAGGAACAAGACAUGAAGCAACACCAGAGUCACUCCCCUGUUCUCUCAUCCACUCCCAUGGGAUUUGGGUGCUAUUUCCGGCUGUGCGUUUCUCUCCCUACUCAGAUCAUAGGAUAGUCCUUUAAGGGGACACUUGCGGAGACCACUAAUCUUGUUAUUAUUAUGAAGCGAGGGUGACAAACUAAGCGGGUCUCUUGACGAAAUGAGACGCAUGCUAACGUAUACGUAAAAAUCCAGUGAACACAAAUUGUUAAGUUAGUACACUGAAAACGGGGGUUGUUUAGAUACAAAAAUGUGAAGUUCGUCAGGAUUAGCAAUAACUGGUAAACUUAUUUAUUGACAGUGUGUGUGUGUGUGUGUGUGUGCGCACCUUUUUAAAAAUGGUAAGGGAUGUGUAACCAAUGCCUCUCAAACUGGCCCCUUUUUUUCUGCAUUGGACUGCACUGUUAGACGUGAUGUUUUUACAGACCUUGCAUCCUCAACUACAGCACACCUUUACUUUUUAACCACUAUACAUCCAUAGCAAUUAGCAUUAGCCCCAGCAGUACUGCACUAUACAUCCAUAGCAAUUAGCAUUAGCCCCAGCAGCACUGCACUCUACAUCCAUAGCAAUUAGCAUUACCCUCAGCAGUACUGCACUCUACAUCCAUAGCAAUUAGCAUUAGCCCCAGCAGUACUGCACUGUACAUCCAUACCAAUUAGCAUUAGCCCCAGCAGUACUGCACUCUACAUCCAUAGCAAUUAGCAUUAGCCCCAGCAGCACUGCACUCUACAUCCAUAGCAAUUAGCAUUAGCCCCAGCAGUACUGCACUAUACAUCCAUAGCAAUUAGCAUUACCCUCAGCAGUACUGCACUUUACGUCCAUACCAAUUAGCAUUAACCCCAGCAGUACUGCACUUUACAUCCAUACCAAUUAGCAUUAGCCCCAGCAGUACUGCACUAUACGUCCAUAGCAAUUAGCAUUAGCCAAAACAAUACUGCACUAUACAUCCAUAGCAAUUAGCAUUAGCCCCAGCAGUACUGUAUGUAAGCUACUGUAUGUCUGUAUGUGUGUGGAUGUAUAGGGGCGGCAGGUAGCCUAGUGGUGGUGUGUUGGACCAGUAACCGAAAGGUUGCUAGAUCGAAUCCCCGAGCUGACAAGGUAAAAAAUCUGUCAUUCUGCCCCUGAACUAGACAGUUAAGCCAACUGUUCCUAGGCCAUCAUUGUAAAUAAGAAUUUGUUUCUUAACUGACUUGCCUAGUUAAAUAAAGGUUAAAUAAAAAUAAAAAAUGUGAAUGCUCACUCAGCUACACUACUACUUUGCUCUUGCUAAGCACCAGGGAAAUGUGGGUUUAAUGUAAACCACUGACUGUUACACAAUCAAAAGGUUAUUUAAAACAGAAUCCUGUAAAGGGGCAAUCUGCAGUUACUACAUCCAUUUUUGGACUUAUACAUUUAUGAUACCCAUUGAUUCUUGAAGAAUAUAACAUUUAAAUGCCACAUGUCGUAGCCCAUCAGAACUCAAAAGAUAUGCUUGUUUUACUCCACUGUUUGUAAACAGUAAAUAUAAACAAUAUAGCCUCAAAACAUGGUUAAAACUAUCAUUUUUCUAUCAUUGGUGGUCAGUCCUUGCAUCCAUAUCUAUGAAUUUGAGUGUGGUUACAUUUCUGCAGCCCCAUCCCUCAGCUUUUUACCGAAACGGGGGCGGGGAAAACGCUUUGUUAUUGCUUCAACUGCUGAUUGCUGCUCUAAGAGGAUUUGUGAGGGAGAGGCUUACCGUCAGAGUGCCUGAGGUGAGAUUAGCUCCUUAUAUACAGAAUUAAUCCCCUCACUCCAUUUCUCCCAGUCAGACUGAAUCCUCAGCAGGGGUGAGGGGUUGAAUUAGGAGAUUCCAGAUUUUCUGCAUCUAGACGUUGUGUCCAUUAUUCUGAAUCCCAGUCAUUUUCAUUUCCUGAAUGGGAGGGAUGGGUAUUUUAGCCUAGGUAAAAGGUUAUCAAUUUAGUUUUGGGUUUUUGCCUCCCCUUCAUAAAGGUAUGUAGAGCACCUGAAACACGUACCAUAGCUAUGGAAACCAAAGGAGGAUUAUUUUGGGGUGCCCUAGGAAAACUUGACCACAUUGUUUCUGUAAUAAGAUCUAUUUGGGGUUUCGUAGGACACAUGACAAUCAUUAUGAGGAGUGAUCUUGGAGAACACCUUACUUGAAGUAGCCCUGACCUAAUGCCCUCAUAACAAAAUCAUUUGCAUGAUAUAAAUUCUCUGAUAGUCUCUUACCAUUGACAAUUUACCUAUUAUAAGCCAUAUGACAUGUAAUGGUAACUAUACACUGAGUGAACGAAACAUUAAGGACACUUUACUAAUUUUGAGUUGUCAACACAUGACAGUAAAGCGCACCAUCUCAUGACUAUACAAUUCUGGUCUUUCUCAAUACUGUAAUUCACCAAGCGACCAAAAAUUGUGACAUUUUUGGAAAGGUCACCUUCUUUUCCUCCAGACAUGGAAAACUACAGCUAGGCAGGGUAUUGGUCCAGACAGUACAUUUACACUGAGUGCACAAAAUAUUAAGAACACCUUUCUAAUAUUGAGUUGCACCCCCUUUUGCCCUCAGAACAGUCUCAAUUAGUCGGGGCAUGGACUCUACAAGGUGUCAAAAGCGUUCCUCAGGGAUGCUGGCCCAUGUUGACUCCAAUGCUUCCCACAGUUGUGUCAAGUUGACUGGAUGUCCUUUGGGUGGUGGACCAUUCUUGAUACACACGUGAAACUGUUGAGCGUGGAAAAACCCUGCAGCGCUGCAGUUCUUGACACAAACCGGUGCAUCUGGCACCUACUACCAUACCCCGUUCAAAGGCACUUAAAUAUUUUGUCUUGCCCAUUCACCCUUUGAAUGGCACACAUACACAAUCCAUGUCUCAAGGCUUAAAAAUCCUUCUUUAACCCGUCCCCUCCCCUUCAUCUACACUGAUUUGAAGUGGAUUUAACAAGUGACAUCAAUAAGGGAUCAUAGCUUUCACCUGGGUUCACCUGGUCAGUCUAUGUAAUGAAAGACCAGGUGUUCUUAAUGUUUUGUACACUCAGUGUAUAAAGAUAUGCCUUUUCAUGCUUUAUAUGGUUUGGUGUGACUUUCAAAUUCUACUAUUAUGGGUUUAAGCUCUUUUUCAUCAUGCUUCUCUUUUCCACGCUAACCUCAUUGUGUCAUAGUACAAGAAAAUAACCUCCAAAAAACAUCCAAGGAAAUAUUUUCAAAGUUAGGAACUGCAUCCAUCUCCUCUGUGUCUUCUCCAUUGUGUUUGUGUCUGUGUAUUUUCAGUAAAAGGUUAUUGCACCACACAUUCCCUUCUAGAUGGUUCAUGGUUUAGUGUCAGUCACCUGUCUGUCUUCACUCUAAAUGGGUUCACAGAAAUUGCUUAAUCUGUAUUUCCAUUUUUAAAAAAAAUUGUGUUUAAUGUAACUAUAUUGAAUUAUUAUUUAUUUAUUUUUGAUAUCAUUUUUUUAAUAGUUUAUUAAUUAAUUUAUCUGAAGUCAUGGAAGACAUCGUUAUUGGUUUAAUAUAAAAAUGGCAGUAUGUUGCAUAUAGGCUAUGUUUACCUGGAGUGGACACUUAAAGGCACCUUAACCCGACAUAUGAACGGUGAAGUGUAGUUAUUUAAGGGUGCAGAUCACAACAGCAGCUAAAGAUGAAAACUCAUUCAUUUGAACAAUCUGUCCAUGAGUAACGGUGAUAUGUUUUCACCAAACACUUGGAAAUGUUCUCUGGUGAAAUAUAUUCGGUAUUAUCAAUAACCGUCAACGAUUUGCUCACAGAUGUGACUGUGUUUGCAGUGAAUUUUUGGUGGCUUCUUAGUUGUAAUGUUUAGAAUGUGUUGAUUUAACAGUUUAACCUUAUCAGUGUUCGUACCGCAUCAGGUUAAUAGUAUACAGUAGAAAUGAACAGUUUUACUUUGGCCGUCAUGAAGGAAAAAUGCUACUUGAACAACACACGUUUUAAUAUGCUAUACAAUUCAAGAAAAAAUGUAAUAUUGUAAGACUGUGGCAGUUCUAAACAGGAAUACCCAAUGCAUUAUGGGAAUUAAUAAUAGACUACAGUAAUUCUGGACUGAGAUGCCCGUUUAAUAGAGAAUCUCCAUUGAACAUGGUUUUUAGGCCAGGACUGUUCUUAAUCUGUGCCCUGGAAACAGGCCCUCAAUGUUCACAGUAAAGCAUUGUCUUCAUAAUUACAAUGUGGGUUGAAAUGUGCUAUUUUCCUGCAUGACUAUUAACCACAGCAAUGGAACAAGAAAGUUGCAUCGCAGGUAACAGUGCUUUUCAGUGACUCAUUUUGAUUUAGUGUUCAUAGGCUUGUGUGGAACUUUGUCAUUUUAUUCCUACAAAAGCUUUAUUGUCAUUUUGACUUUCUGGUCAAAUCUUUCACGCAGCUUGUAUACUGUAGUUUAGCUACCUAAAAGCAUUUGUUUUGUUUUCUACUGUGUCUAUUUAUGCCCUGCAAUGCGACUGACUUAAGUUUUAUUAUCUUUCACUUGACAUUGUUAUUAAAACACUACUACGCUA
This is a messenger RNA of Salmo salar (Atlantic salmon), 5316 nucleotides long. It is a transcript of the gene macir, whose product is annotated as macrophage immunometabolism regulator. The record is from RefSeq and is a predicted model, not a curated record. NCBI's taxonomy places the organism in Eukaryota, Metazoa, Chordata, Actinopteri, Salmoniformes, Salmonidae. Gene Ontology annotation, biological process: negative regulation of fibroblast migration; negative regulation of cytokine production involved in inflammatory response.